CCCCCUCCCCCUCCUCCUCCUCCUCCUCCUCCUCCGCGUGCGAGCCCCAGGGAGCAGGGCGGGGAAAACCUCCGCGACUUCCCCGCCCGCAGCGCGGAGCCCCGAGUGUCCGCCAGCGGCGCGGGGACCACGGAGCCGGUCGCGGGAGGCCGGGGCGGCGGCGGCCGAGGCGUGGGGCGCGAGGCGCGGGGGGUGCGGGGCCCCUGCGACCCCCCGGGCCGGCGAGCCCAGUGGUUAGCGAUGCUGUGGCUGCGGCUGCUGCUGCUGCUGGGGGCGCCGCGGAGCCUCGCCCGGGGCGCGGUGGCCGCGCUCAGCCCCGAGCCGCUGCUCCGGUGGCAGGAUAAAGGAAUGUUCCUUAUCCAGAGUGAGAGCCUCAAGAAAUGCAUUCAAGCAGGCAAAUCUGUACUGACCCUGGAGAACUGCAAGCCACCAAACAAGCACAUGCUUUGGAAAUGGGUUUCAAACCACCACCUCUUUAACAUAGGAGGCAGUGGUUGCCUGGGCCUGAAUUUAUCUAAUCCAGAGCAGCCAUUAAGCAUAUAUGAGUGUGAUUCCACUCACGUUUCCUUGAGAUGGCACUGUAACAAGAACAUGAUCAUCGGCCCUCUCCAGUACACAGUCCAGGUGAAUCACAACAAUAUGCUUGUGGCCUCAUGGAAAUAUCUUCAUAAGUGGAUUUCCUAUUUGUCAGAUGGUGGAAGCAUUUGUGAAUAUCUGCACAAAGAUAUGUACACAAUCAAAGGGAAUGCCCACGGGAUGCCGUGCAUGUUUCCUUUCCAGUAUAACCGACAGUGGCAUCAUGAAUGCACCCAGGAAGGGCGGGAAGACGACUUACUGUGGUGUGCCACGACAAGCCGCUAUGAAAGAGAUGAGAAGUGGGGAUUUUGCCCAGAUCCCACGUCCACAGAGGUGGGUUGUGAUGCUGUCUGGGAGAAGGAUCUCAAUUCACACAUUUGCUACCAAUUCAACCUGCUUUCCUCUCUUUCCUGGAGUGAGGCACAUUCUUCAUGCCAGAUGCAAGGAGGAGCUUUACUAAGUAUUGCAGAUGAGAAUGAAGAAAAUUUCAUAAGGAAGCACUUGGGCAGUGAAGCAGUGGAAAUGUGGAUGGGUCUGAAUCAGCUGGAUGAACAUGCUGGCUGGCAGUGGUCGGAUAGAACACCACUCAACUAUCUGAACUGGAACCCAGAAAUAAAUUUUGAGCCAUUUGUUGAAUAUCACUGUGGAACAUUUAAUUCAUUUUUGCCAAGCGCCUGGAGGAGUAGAGAUUGUGAAUCCACCUUGCCUUAUAUAUGUAAAAAAUACCUAAACAACACUGAUCAAGAAGUGAUUGAAAAAGAUGCUUGGAAAUAUUACACUACCCACUGUGAACCUGGCUGGAAUCCCCACAGUCAUAACUGCUAUAAACUUCAGAAAGAAAAAAGGACCUGGAAUGAAGCUUUGCAUUCUUGCCAGUCUGAUAACAGCACAUUGAUAAACAUUGCUUCAUUAGCAGAUGUGGAGUUUUUUGUAACCUUCCUUAGAGAUGAAAAUGCAUCAGAAACAUGGAUUGGUUUGAGCAGCAAUAAAAUUCCAGUUUCCUUUGAAUGGUCUAAUGGCUCCUCAGUCACCUUUACUAAUUGGCACACACUUGAGCCCCAAAUUUUUCCAAAUAGAAGCCAGCAAUGUGUCUCAGCAGAGCAAUCUGAGGGACACUGGAAAGUUAAAAACUGUGAAGAAACACUUUUUUACAUUUGUAAGAAAGCAGGCCAUGUCCUCUCUGACUCUGAAUCAGGCUGUCAAGAGGGAUGGGAGAGACAUGGUGGAUUCUGUUACAAAAUUGACACUGUCCUUAGAACUUUUGACCAUGCCUCCAGUGGUUAUCACUGUCCUCCUGCACUUGUGACCAUUACAAACAGGUUUGAACAGGCUUUUAUUACCAGUUUGAUCAGUAGUGUGGUAAAAACGAAGAACAGUUAUUUUUGGAUAGCUCUUCAAGAUCAAAAUGAUACAGGAGAAUACACUUGGAAGACGGCAUGGGGGCAGAAGUCUGAGCCGGUGCAGUACACACACUGGAAUGCACGUCAGCCUCGGUACAGUGGUGGCUGUGUUGUCAUGCGAGGAAGGAGUCCACCUGGUCGCUGGGAAGUGAAGGACUGCAGACAUUUUAAGGCAAUGUCCCUGUGUAAGCAACCAGUGAGAAAACAGGAGAAAACGGAGCAGGAAGAGAGAUGGCCCUUUCACCCCUGCUAUUUGGACUGGGAAUCAGAGCCUGGCUUGGCCAGCUGCUUCAAGGUAUUUCAUAGUGAAAAAGUCCUAAUGAAAAGAACGUGGAGAGAAGCAGAAGCAUUUUGUGAAGAAUUUGGAGCUCACCUUGCAAGCUUUGCUCAUAUUGAGGAAGAGAAUUUUGUGAAUGAACUUUUACAUUCAAAAUUUAAUAGGACAGAAGAAAGGCAGUUCUGGAUUGGAUUUAAUAAAAGAAACCCACUGAAUGCUGGCUCUUGGGAGUGGUCUGAUGGGACUCCUGUUGUCUCUUCAUUUUUAGACAAUACUUAUUUUGGAGAAGAUGCAAGAAAUUGUGCUGUUUAUAAGGCAAAUAAAACAUUGCUACCCUUACACUGCAGUUCCAAACGUGAAUGGAUAUGCAAAAUUCCAAGAGAUGUGAGACCCAAGAUUCCACCCUGGUACCAGUAUGAUGCACCUUGGCUCUUUUAUCAAGAUGCUGAGUAUCUUUUUCACACCUAUGCUGCAGAAUGGCCCUCCUUUGAGUUUGUUUGUGUCUGGCUACGUGGUGAUAUUCUCACAAUUCAUUCUGCACAUGAACAAGAAUUUAUCCACAGCAAAAUAAGAGUGCUAUCAAAGUAUGGUGUAAAUUGGUGGAUUGGACUUCGAGAAGAAAGAGCCAAUGAUGAAUUUCGCUGGAAAGAUGGAGCACCAGUAAUAUACCAGAACUGGGACAAGAGAGGAGAAGGAUCUAUGAGUAAUCAGAGCCAGAGAUGUGGCUUCAUUUCAUCUAUAACAGGACUCUGGGCUAGUGAAGAGUGUUCAGUUUCUUUGCCUGGCAUCUGUAAGCGAAAGAAGAUUUGGGUCAUAGAAAAAGAGAAAGAUACCCCAAAACAACAUGGAACAUGUCCCAAAGGAUGGUUAUAUUUUAACUAUAAGUGCCUUUUGAUGAAAAUCCCCAAAGACCCAAGUGAUUGGAAGAACUGGACAUCCGCUCAAGAUUUCUGUGUUGAAGAAGGCGGGACGCUAGUUGCCAUUGAAAAUGAGGUGGAGCAAGCUUUCAUUACUAUGAAUCUUUUUGGCCAGACCACUAAUGUGUGGAUAGGGUUACAAAAUGAUAAUUAUGAAAAAUGGCUAAAUGGAAAGCCUUUGGCAUACUCUAACUGGUCUCCAUUUGAUGUAAUAAAUAUUCCAAGUCAUAACACCACUGAAGCUCAAAAACAUAUUCCUCUCUGUGCUUUGCUAUCAAGUAAUCCUAAUUUUCAUUUCACUGGAAAAUGGUAUUUUGAAGACUGUGGAAAAGAAGGUCAUGGGUUUGUUUGUGAAAAAAUGCAGGAUACCUCUGGACACACUGUAAACACAUCUGAUAUGUACCCAGUCCCUGAUACCUUGGAAUAUGGAAACAGAACUUAUAAAAUAAUUAAUGCAAAUAUGACUUGGUAUACAGCAAUAAAAACCUGCCUAAUGCACGGAGCAGAACUGGCCAGCAUUACAGAUCAGUAUCACCAGUCCUUCCUCACGGUUAUCCUCAACCGGCUAGGACAUGCCCACUGGAUUGGACUGUUCACUGCAGAUAAUGGUCUUAAUUUUGACUGGUCAGAUGGAACCAAAUCUUCCUUCACUUUUUGGAAAGAUGAUGAGUCCUCCAUCUUGGGUGACUGUGUUUUUGCUGACACCAGUGGACGCUGGAGCAGCACAGCCUGCGAGUCAUUUCUGCAAGGAGCAAUUUGUCAUGUACCUUCUGAAACAAAACAAUUUGGACAUCCAGAGUUGUGCUCAGAAACAUCAAUUCCCUGGAUAAAAUUCAAAAGUAAUUGCUACAGUUUUUCUACAGUCCUAGACAGUAUGAGUUUUGAGGCUGCUCAUGAAUUUUGCAAAAAGGAAGGAUCUAAUCUUUUAACAAUCAAGGAUGAGGAUGAAAAUUCAUUUCUCCUAGAAGAGCUUUUUGCUUUUGGUUCUUCUGUCCAGAUGAUUUGGUUGAAUGCUCAGUUUGAUGGUGACAAUAAAACCAUAAAGUGGUUUGAUGGAACUCCCACAGACCAGUCAAACUGGGGCAUUCGGAAGCCAGAGAUGGACCAUGUCAAACCCCAUCUGUGUAUUGCCCUGAGGAUCUCAGAAGGAGUGUGGCAGUUAUCCCCAUGUCAAGAAAAAAAAGGAUUUAUAUGCAAAAUGGAAGCAGGUCUUCAUGCAGUAAAGGAGCACUCAGGAAAAGGACCAAGUCAUAGUAUGGUGCCUCUUGCAGUAGCACUGACAUUGAUAGUAAUCCUGGCACUUUCCACCCUUUCCUUCUGCAUAUACAAGCACAAUAGAGGUAUCUUCAGUAGACUUGCACCGUUCGGGAAUCCUUACUACCCCACAACCAACUUCAGUACAGUACAUUUGGAAGAAAAUAUUCUCAUUUCUGAUCUUGAGAAGAAUGAUCCAUAACAAUGAACUCAGAGAACGCCACUGCCAUAAAGAUAAGUAAAGCCUUAA
This is a messenger RNA of Nyctereutes procyonoides (raccoon dog), 4674 nucleotides long. RefSeq names its product phospholipase A2 receptor 1 (gene PLA2R1). Bases 241 to 4626 code for a protein of 1461 amino acids. NCBI's taxonomy places the organism in Eukaryota, Metazoa, Chordata, Mammalia, Carnivora, Canidae. The record is from RefSeq and is a predicted model, not a curated record. Gene Ontology annotation, molecular function: signaling receptor activity. Gene Ontology annotation, cellular component: signaling receptor complex; plasma membrane. The transcript has 30 exons.